AUGAGACUCAUUAACGCCAGCACCCUUCGUCUUCACGAGUUUUUUGACUCACAACGCCCCGCGUACGCCAUUCUCUCUCAUACAUGGGGCAAAGAGGAAGUUAGCCACCAAGAAUGGACGCAAUGGGAGGAAGGAGGCUCGGCCCAAAAAGCUCGGAUAGAGGCCAAGAGCGGCUUCAAGAAGAUUAAAUACGCUUAUUGGAUCGCUCUGACAAAUGGUCAUGGGUACAUCUGGGUCGAUACCAAUUACAUUGGCAAGAAAAGCAGCGCCGAGUUGUUCGAAGCCAUUAAUUCCAUGUUCUCAUGGUACCAGGCUUCGUCGGUUUGUCUUGCAUAUCUGGAAGACCUCUCAGCAAUGACUCCUAUCACAAACAUGUUUGAAUGUCGAUGGUUCACCCGAGGCUGGACGUUACAAGAGCUGCUUGCACCCCGAGACGUGAUGUUCUUCAAUGCGACAUGGGAACAUUUCGGCACGAAAACCAGCCUUUGCAAGAAAAUUAGCCAUGCUACUGGCAUAGAUGCGGCUAUGCUUCGCGAUCCAAGAAAAAUCGAUACUGCAUGCGCUGCUAAGAAGAUGUCGUGGGUAUCCACACGUCAGACAACCCGAGCGGAAGACAUGGCCUACUGUCUCCUGGGGCUCUUCGACAUCAACAUGGCUCUCUUAUAUGGUGAAGAGAUCGACGCAUUCCGGAGACUGCAAGAAGAAAUCAUCAAGUUAUAA
Molecule: messenger RNA, 720 nt
Organism: Colletotrichum aenigma
Lineage: Eukaryota; Fungi; Ascomycota; Sordariomycetes; Glomerellales; Glomerellaceae
Gene: HET-E1-8
Product: Vegetative incompatibility protein HET-E-1
Exons: 2
Coding region: 1-720 (239 amino acids)
Source: RefSeq, a predicted model, not a curated record